Molecule: messenger RNA, 3180 nt
Organism: Gopherus evgoodei (Goodes thornscrub tortoise)
Lineage: Eukaryota; Metazoa; Chordata; Testudines; Testudinidae
Gene: TSEN54
Product: tRNA splicing endonuclease subunit 54
Exons: 11
Coding region: 9-1616 (535 amino acids)
Biological process (GO): tRNA-type intron splice site recognition and cleavage
Cellular component (GO): tRNA-intron endonuclease complex
Source: RefSeq, a predicted model, not a curated record
GACACAGCAUGGCCGGGCGGAGUGGCCGGAUGGAGCCUGAGCUGGAGCCCCGCGCGGGCCGCCGCCUCUUCAGCCCUGCUGAGCUGCGGGCAGCUCGGACGCGUGACCGCAAGGUUCCUCAGCACUCACACGGACAGAAGGACUUCAUCCCCGAUAGCUCGGAAGAACAGGCAGAGAGGCUGCACCGGUGUCGGGAGGAGCACUGGCAGCUCCUGGCAGAGGAGCGCGUGGAAAGGCUGGGAAGUUUGGUGACAGCUGAAUGGAAGCCACUAGAGGGCAUCGUGGAGCUGAAAUCCCCUGCGGGGAAGUUCUGGCACACUAUGGGGUUCACAGAGCAUGGCAAACAGUGUCUUCUGCCAGAGGAAGCCCUCUAUCUACUGGAAUGCGGCUCUGUUCAGCUCUUUUACAGGGACCUGCCUUUGUCCAUACAAGAAGCCUAUGAGACCCUGCUGUCCCAAGGGACGGUGAGCCUGCCGCAGUAUCAGGUGUUCAGCCACUUGAAGAGACUGGGUUACAUUGUGCUGAGAUUCUGCCCCAGUGCUGUCCCAUCUCAAUACGAGAGGCAGCUGAACCUGGACAGUUAUUGCAAGAGCUCUGGAAAACGCCAUCACAAAAGGAAGAGAAGCUCCAGCCCCUGGUUACAAGGCAAGAAAGCGAAGGCAUCUGGGAAUCCUCCAGAAAGUGAAGGGACCCCAGAAAAGGCCAGUGACAGCUGUGGUGGUCCCAGUCACCCAGCGUCUGAGGGGAGCUGUUUGUCAGAGAAGUCAAAAGAAUCAGAUCCUGCCAGUGGAGAGGGGGAGUCAGCCCAAGUUCCCACUGAUGCAGUACAACUCGGCAAGCUCCCCAGUUGCCCACAGUCUCAGGCUGGAGACUAUGGGAAGGCUGCUGGGGACAGCUGCAGUGGCACCCACCUGCCCCGCUGGGACUUCACCAGAAUCGCCUUCCCCAACAUGGCUUCUGAUUGCCCACACACCUUCCUGCCACAGCCUGACGAGAGACUGCUCCCAGAGAACGUAGCUGGGCGGGAGGCUGAUGCCACCCGCUGGCGCAAGCUGGUCAACCAGAAGCGUGAGAAGUUGUCACGGAAGGAGCGGGAGCAGCGAGAGAGGGAGAGCAGAUACAAGAGCAGUGUCAAUGCGGACAGGGAGGUGAGGCGCUGCUCCAACUGGCAGGAAUACAAGGAGCUUCUGAAGCAGAGGAGCCAGCGGAGGGCAGGGAGGCGGCCUUCGCACCUGUGGGACCAGCCUGUCACCCCACUGGUGAAGCCGUAUCAAGUGGCCUCAGCAGCUGCUGUCCUCCAGCAGAUCAGUGUGCUGCAGCCUUCUCAUAUCCUGGAUGGAGCCUCCCGGCUGCAGGAGGAUAUGGAGGGCAUGAAGAUAGACUUCAGUGUGUAUCAAGCAGAUGCAGUGGCCAACUUCAAGAAGAACAACCCUGGAAAGCCUUAUGCCAGGAUGUGUGUGCGGAGGUUUGACGAGCAGAUCCCAUCCCUGCGGGCAGUGAAGCAGCUUACCUAUCAGAGUGAGGAUGUCCCAGUGGUCUUUGCACUGGUGGACAAUGGAGACAUUGCUUUUUACUCUUUCAAGGAGUUCAAGCUGCCUGUUGAUGUUUAUCACUGAAGUUACCAUCCCUUGAAGAAAUGGCUUUGGGCAAAGGGUGAGGGACUUUACUCAAGACUUAAUUUCCUGAUUCAUGGACUAUUAUAUCAAUUAGAAUCUCUGAUAACCAGUCUGCGUGCAGGAGGGAUAACCAUCUUAUCCACUGCUACAGGCCUCAGCCAGCUAGGAACUAGCUCAUUCGUAAAAGCAAGAUACACUUCAAACAAACAAGUAUGAUGUUCUAUGCUUUAGCUGGGCACCUCCUCACUGGAGUGCUGCUUUGUUCUUUAAGCCCCUGGUUCUCCAGCUCUUAUCGUCCUAUGGACCACUUACCUAUGACAUUUUCUCAGUCCUUGUGGGCCUGUAGAACAAACUUCACUGGAGAUCCACACAUGGUAUUCUGACAACCACUGGGCUUGGCCAGUCUGAAUACAACAUAUGAAUGGUUUAAGAACUACUGCUGUAGCUCAAUCAGACUCAUAAGCUAAUCAGGUCAGUCAAUGGUAUAGCAAGCCUCUGUUACUCUACUGCACCAGCACCCAUCUACUAAAAUCUUUAGCAGAGUAUUGGUGUGAUCAGGAUCGGCGCCAGGGUGUUUUGGCACCCUAGGCGCAGGGCCGACUCACCGGUUCCGUGGCUCUGGUGGACCUCCUGCAGGCGUUCCUGUGGACGGUCCGCUGGUCCUGCGGCUCCGGUGGACCUGCCUGGAGCUGCGGGACCUGCCCGGAGCCACGGAACCAGCGGACCCUCCGCAGGCACGCCUGUGGGAGGUCGACCAGAGCAGUCUGCCGCCCUUCCAAAUCCUGGUGCCCUAGGCUACCGCCUAGGUCGCCUAAAUGGAAGCGCCGGCCCUGGGUGUGAUAGAAGCAAAGGCAAGGCAACAGAACUCUGCUACAGAAAUGAUGAUGCUGGCUUUGCCUUGGUAUUUGUAUGCCAGCAGGAGAUCGUAGUCUUAGGCGAAUGCUCACUUUGUAAGCCAGUGGAGUCACAGAGAGCCACGAAGUCACUGCAGAGGAACAUGCUAACGUCGUAUUAUGGUGUUUGUGUUGAGAUGUAUCAUUGCAACACAGCGGCAUCUCCUAUUAAAACUAUAGCACACAGCGUCAAGACAUCUCACCAUUACAAUAGUGUGACCCCUUGUUUCCAUUUGAUGCCCUUUCUCCUGGAUGCAGGUACAUGUUUCUCACUCUCUCUUGCAAGUGAGAGAAGCUCUGAUUAAACCUGCAACUUCCCCAUAAGCUGAGCCUGAUAGUUUUGUGGGUCUAGUGCUCCAGGCUGAGGAUCACUGUCCUAUACCAUUGACAGUAUCACCCAAUUGCCUUCCAACUGUCGUCAGCAUGGGAACCCUCCCCCUGAAUCUCCUGAUACCAAACUUUCUUUAACUUCUAUGCAAAAAUGCCAAUGUGACUAUGCCAGAAAGUCUUGGUCUGUGGCUAAAAGGGACCUUCUAACACUAUUGUGCUCAGGGUGCAGCUUUCUUAAGGAGUGUUACAGCAAAUGUUUUAGAUGCAUUUUAUUUGAUACAGAAUGUUUGGUGGGAGUUUUUUGGGGGAUGAAGGCUAAAGCAAUAAAAAAGCAUUUUCCA